Molecule: messenger RNA, 2114 nt
Organism: Oncorhynchus kisutch (coho salmon)
Lineage: Eukaryota; Metazoa; Chordata; Actinopteri; Salmoniformes; Salmonidae
Exons: 10
Coding region: 47-1222 (391 amino acids)
Source: RefSeq, a predicted model, not a curated record
GCGAGGGAUUCAGCAAAGGACAAGAUAGCCCUGUCAAUACAGAUCCAUGGAGUGGAGUAGGAGAGCUAUCCCUGUCUCUGGGAUUUUCCUACUCUUUCUGAGGGUCACGGUGCAAAUAGACAACGUGGCAUUGAGAGGAGUGGCUGCUCAGUCAUCACAGUUUUCGGAUCGCAAUGCUCAUUAUGCAAUUGAUGGGAACAGAAACACAAACUAUGGAUCCUGCUCCCAUACUGCACAGGACACCAACCCCUGGUGGAGAGUGGACCUGCUGGAUGUGUACAACGUGACAGCUGUCACCAUCACCAACAGAGAUGCAUGUCCUGAGAGGCUUGAUGGUGCUGAGAUCCGUAUCGGUAACUCACUGGAGAACAAUGGCAUCAACAACCCCAGAUGUGUUGUCAUCUCCCACAUCCCAGCAGGAGAGACCAACACCUUCCAGUGUAAUGAGAUGGAUGGUCGCUAUGUUGUUGUGGUCAUCUAUGUCAGGAAGGAAUAUCUCACUCUGUGUGAGUUGGAAGUAUAUGGCACUCCUGCAGUAAAUGUAGCAUUGAAAGGAGUGGCCAGCCAGUCAUCACUGAAUGGGUAUGGCAAUGCUCACAAUGCCAUUGAUGGGAACAGAGAAUCAAACUAUGACAAAAGAUCCUGCACACACACUGAACAGGAGACCAACCCCUGGUGGAGAGUGGACCUGCUGGAUGUGACCAGAGUGACAGCUGUCAGCAUCACCAACAGAGGAGAUGGUGUUCCUGAGAGGCUUGAUGGUGCUGAGAUUCGUAUCGGUAACUCACUGGAGAACAACGGCAUCAACAACCCCAGAUGUGAUGUCAUCUCCAACAUCCCAGCAGGAAAGACCUACACCUUCCAGUGUAAUGCGAUGGAGGGUCGCUAUGUUGUUGUGGUCAUCCCUGGCAGGUCGGAAUGGCUCACACUUUGUGAGGUGGAAGUAUUUGCCACUGUCAAAACUCCAGAGUCUUCCACAGAAGCCCCCAAGUCAAAGAGAAUGGUGGUGAGGAUGAAGAUCCAAUCAGAUGCUGAUCUGACAAACCAGGCAGUCGGUGACCAGCUACUACAGCAGCUGCAUGUAGAGCUCGUGAAGCAGGGGGUGUCUGACUUUCAACUGCGCUGGAGGACUCAGCCAGAUGGACAGAUUUUCCACCAUGAGGAAGAAGAGAAGGAGGGUGGAUCCACACAGACAGGUGUCUGUGGAACUGAAGGGGGCUAGCCUGGUGAGAGACUCCAAGGAGACACGACAGUUUAAGAUUGGACUGUAUUGAUGACAAUCAAUCUACCGUAAAACUUGAAUUAAACCCAGUCUCAUAUAGCUAUGCAACAACACAUUUCAGCAACUAAAUGCCUGUUUCAAAUAAACUCAGGGUCUAAAUCCAAUCAAUGUUAUUUGUCACAUACACAUGGUUAGCAGAUGUUAAUGCGAGUGUAGCAAAAGUGCAAUACAUGGUAUAAAAUACAGUAUAUACAUGUGAUAUUUUUUUAUUGUACUCGGCAAGUCAGUUAAGAACAAAUUCUUAUUUUCAAUGACAGCCUGGGAACAGUGGGUUAACUGCCUUAUUCAGGGUCAGAACGACAGAUUUUUACCUCGUGAGCUCGGGGAUUCGAUCUUGCAACCUUUCGGUUACUUGUCCAACGCUCUAACCACUAGGCUACCUGCCGCAGAGUAAGAGUAAUGGAAGAUAUGUAAACAUUAUUAAAGUGGCAUUAUUUAGAAUGCAUUGUAUAAAGUGACUAGUGAUAAAUUAAUUGUUUACCAGGUUUAAUGUUUGACUUGUUACAGUAAAUCAUUCAGUAAUGACUCUAAAAAAUGGUCAAUCUUCUGUUUUUAUUGCCAGUAAGAAACUGCUAGCCAUUGGCUGCUAACAGUUGAGAACUGCUAUGUAUAAACUGGCAAGCCCAAAAACACUCAACAACUUCGGGAGUACAAACCCCAAGAAAUGGGCAAGAACUGACAAACACAUGUACUCACUGUUUGUUUGUUACCUAUUCAUAGUCACUUUGGGCUUGCCAGUUUAUACCUAGCAGCCCCACCUACAUGUACAGAUUACCCCUACUAGCCUGUACUCCUGCACACUGACUCGGUACCGGUGUCCCCUGUAUAUAGA